This is a messenger RNA of Clupea harengus (Atlantic herring), 2044 nucleotides long. RefSeq names its product solute carrier family 6 member 3 (gene slc6a3). The transcript is spliced from 13 exons. Gene Ontology annotation, biological process: sodium ion transmembrane transport; nitrogen compound transport; amino acid transport. Lineage: Eukaryota; Metazoa; Chordata; Actinopteri; Clupeiformes; Clupeidae. Bases 1 to 1908 code for a protein of 635 amino acids. The record is from RefSeq and is a predicted model, not a curated record. Gene Ontology annotation, cellular component: plasma membrane.
AUGUCCUCUGCCGUGUCCCCGUCCUCCAAAACCCCGUCCAGCGGAACCGGUACCGCUGGACCAACGGGUCCCAAAGAGCUGGAACUUAUCCUGGUGAAGGAGCAGAACGGGGUCCAGUUCACCACCUCGGCACUGGUCAGCCCGCCGCACACACAGACGCUGACACACACCCACACAGACCCGUCGGGCGAGGAGCGUGAGACCUGGGGCAAGAAGAUCGACUUCCUGUUGUCUGUCAUCGGGUUUGCCGUGGACCUGGCCAACGUGUGGAGGUUCCCCUACCUCUGCUACAAGAAUGGAGGAGGAGCGUUCCUGGUGCCCUACAUGUUCUUCAUGGUGAUCGCAGGGAUGCCCCUCUUCUACAUGGAGCUGGCCCUGGGCCAGUACAACCGGGAGGGGGCCGCCGGGGUCUGGAAGAUCUGCCCCAUUUUUAAAGGCGUGGGCUUCACGGUGAUCCUGAUCUCGCUCUACGUGGGCUUCUACUACAACGUGAUCAUCUCCUGGGCGCUCUUCUACUUCUUCUCCUCCUUCUCCAGCGACCUGCCCUGGGUCAACUGCAACAACCCCUGGAACAGCCCCAACUGCUCCGAGAGCGCGCUCAACGACAGCCAGAAGACCACGCCAGCUGCCGAGUACUUUGAGCGAGGCGUGUUGCACCUGCAGGAGAGUGGUGGUAUAGGUGACCUGGGACGACCCCGAUGGCAGCUUACCUCUUGUCUAGCUGUGGUCAUCAUCAUCCUCUACUUCAGCCUGUGGAAGGGGGUCAAGACCUCAGGGAAGGUGGUGUGGAUCACUGCCACUAUGCCCUAUGUGGUCUUGACUGUGCUCCUUCUGAGAGGUGUCACCCUCCCUGGAGCCAUGGACGGCAUUAAAGCCUACCUCAGCGUGGACUUCAUGAGACUACUGGAGGCCCAGGUCUGGAUCGAGGCAGCCACUCAGAUCUGCUUCUCUUUGGGAGUCGGGUUUGGUGUGCUAAUCGCCUUCUCCAGCUACAACAAAUUCAGCAACAACUGCUACAGAGAUGCGAUCAUCACCAGCUCCAUAAACUCCCUGACCAGUUUCUUCUCUGGUUUUGUCAUCUUCUCCUUCCUUGGCUACAUGUCUCACAAACACAACAUUGCACUUGACAAAGUGGCCACAGAUGGUCCAGGUCUGGUCUUCAUAAUUUACCCAGAGGCCAUUGCUACGCUGUGGGGGUCUCCUGUGUGGGCUGUGAUCUUUUUCAUAAUGCUGGUCACUCUCGGCAUCGACAGCGCUAUGGGUGGUAUGGAGUCUGUGAUUACAGGCCUGAUGGACGAGUUCAAGUUUCUCCACAAACACAGAGAGCUCUUCACGCUCUUCAUCGUCAUCUCCACCUUCCUCAUCUCCCUCUUCUGUGUGACCAAUGGCGGUAUCUAUGUAUUUACUCUAUUGGACCACUACGCUGCUGGAACCUCCAUCCUGUUUGGGGUGCUGAUUGAAGCCAUAGGCAUCUCCUGGAUCUAUGGGGUGGACCGCUUCAGCGAUGACAUCCAGGAGAUGAUUGGACAGAGGCCUGGGCUAUACUGGAGAAUGUGCUGGAAAUAUGUCAGUCCCUGUUUCCUGCUGUUCAUGGUGGUGGUAAGCUUCGCCACGUUCAACCCUCCUAAGUACGGCAAUUACAUGUUCCCUACGUGGGCCAACGUGGUGGGCUGGUGCCUGGCCGUCUCCUCCAUGAGCAUGGUGCCCCUCUAUGCCAUCUACAAGCUCUUGUCACUGCCUGGCAGCUUCUGCGAUAGACUGGCCUAUGCCAUCACCCCAGAGAAGGAACAUCACUUGGUAGAGCGUGGAGAAGUGCGGCAGUAUACGGUAAGCCCUGUACUGAUGUACCUGUGUUCAGGUGUGAUUUCCUUAGGUAGUGAGCCUAAUGUUACCUGUCUGCAGCUGUGAUACCAGUAUUCAGCCUUGUGUAUAAAUACAUUACAGUGUGUUACAACGUGUUACAAUUAGGGCUGUCAACGUUAACGCGUUAAUCUAUGUGAUUAAUGCGGCCGUGAUUAACGCGAUAAAAUAUUUUAACGCAAUU